Rhipicephalus sanguineus (brown dog tick) is the source of this 1869-nucleotide messenger RNA. Its product is annotated as cytochrome P450 4c3. The record is from RefSeq and is a predicted model, not a curated record. The transcript has 12 exons. Gene Ontology annotation, molecular function: monooxygenase activity; oxidoreductase activity, acting on paired donors, with incorporation or reduction of molecular oxygen; heme binding. NCBI's taxonomy places the organism in Eukaryota, Metazoa, Arthropoda, Arachnida, Ixodida, Ixodidae. Bases 173 to 1792 code for a protein of 539 amino acids.
GCGCAGGUUUCGCGGAAGUGGUGAAACGCUGUUCGUGCCAUCGGACGACGAAACCGUCUGCCAAAAAGCAGAGGUGGUGAUCUUCAAAUCAGACAUACUGCUAAGCGAGCAAAAAAAAGGAUACGCUUUCAGCACCUGCUCUUCAGUUCUCACCGUUUCAGCAGACACAUCAAUGAUGAUCCAGUAUCUCGUGCCAAGCGGUGUCCUUGAAUUUGCCUCGUGCUUCCUCAAAGGCACUGCACUGACUCUCGUUGGCGCUAUUCUAUUCGUUGGAGUGAUCGCCUGGAUUGCCCGAAGGGUACAGUGGAAAACAUACAAGCAUCUCAAGCACCUGCCUCACCGCAAAGAGCAGGUGCCUUUUCAAGGAUUAUGGAUAAUGUUUAAGGCCUGCUCACCGCCCGACUCACCUAUCAGGUUCAGCACAAUGAUCUUCUCCGCAAUAUGUGGGUUACAUGCCCGAUUCCAGAGGUAUGGCAGGCACGUGGUCUACGUGGGAUUCACGCCUCUACUCACGGUGUACAAAGCUGAGUAUGUAGAGGAAAUACUGUCUAGCAACAAAAUUUUGGCGAAGGGCCUUCAAUAUAACCUACUACACAGCUGGCUUGGAACUGGCUUACUCACAAGCUCAGGUGACAAAUGGCGCUCCCGGAGACGGCUUUUCACGCCAGCAUUUCAUUUUAAGAUUCUGGAAGACUUCUCGGCAACAAUAAACGCCCAGUCAUUAAUUCUCUGCAAUAAAUUGGAAAAGCUAUCUCAGAGUGGAGCAAACUUUGACGUCGUUCCCAAGGUCACCCUUUGCACAUUGGACAUUAUUUGCGAAACCAUUAUGGGAACGUCCAUAUCAGCUCAGAGCAAUGAGAACAGCCCAUAUGUCGCCGCUGUUAACAGGCUGGGUGAGCUAUUUUUGGAGAGAACGAUGAGGCCUUUUCUACAAAUCGACUUUGUGUACAAGCUCACAGCGUCUGGGCGGGAGUUCCACAAAUGUCUCGAUGUGGUUCACUCCUUUGCACGAAAGGUCAUUGAAGAGAGAAAAAAGGAGUUGGAAAAAGAAGUCAAUGAAGGCACCUUAAAGCUCGACAGCUCCAGUGAAUCUGAAGCUAGGGCCAAAAAAAGGAGGCCUUUUCUGGAUCUUCUCAUUCUGGAACAUCUCAAGAAUGACAAGUACAUCACUAAAGAAGAUAUACGAGAAGAAGUGGACACCUUUAUGUUUGAAGGUCACGAUACAACAGCAAUGGGGAUAAGCUGGGCACUUUUCCUUAUAGGCCACCAUCCACAGGAGCAACAAAAGAUUCACGAGGAACUGGACCAAAUCUUUGGUGAGGACAAAGAGCGUUAUGUCAGCUUCGAAGACCUGAGACAGAUGAAGUACCUGGAGUACGCCAUCAAGGAAGCUCAACGCAUAUACCCGUCUGUUCCAAUAAUUGCAAGAACAUGCGAAGAACCAUUCGAAAUAGAUGGAGCCACCCUUCCUGCUGGAACAAUAGUACAAAUGUCGGCCUAUUUCUUACAUCGGAAUCCCCAAGUAUUUCCUAAGCCGGAAGAGUUCCAUCCGGAAAGGUUCUUCCCGGAAAACUCGAAGGGAAGGCACCCGUUCGCUUACGUUCCAUUCUCGGCGGGACCCCGAAACUGCAUCGGACAAAAAUUUGCACUCGCUGAAGAGAAGAUCGUCAUUGCGAACAUUCUGCGACACUUCACAAUCAAGUCGCUGGAUCAGCGUGACAAAGUCGAGAUUGUCAGUGAAAUGGUGCUCAGGCCUAGAAGUGGUCUCCGAAUUACGUUCACUCCUCGUUAGUCGCUUCAAUGAUAUGCAAAAAAAUAGCGUCUGAAAUUAUUUAACACCAACGCCGGCAUGUAGGUUGCGAUAUCAUC